Messenger RNA from Neofelis nebulosa (Clouded leopard), 2384 nucleotides. It is a transcript of the gene SBK1, whose product is annotated as SH3 domain binding kinase 1. The coding region runs from base 809 to 2077 and encodes 422 amino acids. Gene Ontology annotation, molecular function: protein serine/threonine kinase activity; ATP binding. Gene Ontology annotation, biological process: peptidyl-serine phosphorylation; peptidyl-threonine phosphorylation. The transcript is spliced from 4 exons. The record is from RefSeq and is a predicted model, not a curated record. Lineage: Eukaryota; Metazoa; Chordata; Mammalia; Carnivora; Felidae.
UCGGAGGGAGCAGGGAGCAGGCAGCGGAGGGAGGUGAGCUCCGGGCAGAAGCCGGAGCCAGAGCCAGGACUCCGAGGGCCAGAAGUUUUCUUGGGGCCGGCGUGGGUGCCGUGCCAGCCUCUCGCGGGCCUCGCCCCCCCUGGAGCCUCGGGUCCCGAUCCUCUGUCCUGGAGGCCACCCACGCCACCCACCCCAGGAGGGAAGAACAAACUUUCUCAGGGAAGCCACCUCUGCUGCCGUCUGGACAGGGAGGAGACGGCGUCUGGACAGACAGAUGAACAGACGGACAGGGCGUCCGCCAGCCUGCCCUCCCGGUCCCGGCUCUGACAGGCGGCAGCACAGCGGGUGGCCGGGGAGCCGAGGGCUCCGCGAGGGGCAGCGAGGGGCCCUGCCGGACCUUUGUCUCCCAGCAAGCCACCUCUGAGCCCAGGCUCCGGCCGGAAGCCACUUGGCCGGGCCCAGCCCUGCGGGGCAGGACGGGCGUUCCCAUCGGACGGAGCCACAGGCUCUCCCACCCACCGAGGCGACGGGUAACCUGAGCGAAAAGGCACAGGUGGCAGGUGGGCAGGCGCAGGGCCCCGAGGCCAACCGGCUGCUGACCCUGGAGCGCUCUGGCUCGGGCACCCCUGCCCAGGCCGGGGACGAUGCUGCCGAGGCCACCAGCAGCCACCCCUGCCCCGUCCUGGAGCUGCCACCAGCCUGGCCCCUGGGCUGUGGGACCGAGGAUGUCCCAGCCUUUUGCUUCGUGUGCUUCCACAAGGAGGAGGAGGAGGAGCUUCUGGAAGAGGUCCCACUGCAGAGGGAGAAGAUGAGCGUGGGCUGCCCGGAGCCCGAGCCACCCCGCUCCCUGCCCUGCUGUGGGCCGGGGACCGCCCCUGGGCUGGGGGCAGGCGUGCCGCUCCUCACUGAAGAUAUGCAGGCACUGACCCUCCGCACGCUGGCCGCUAGCGAUGUCACCAAGCACUACGAACUCGUCCGGGAGCUGGGCAAGGGCACCUAUGGGAAGGUCGACCUGGUGGCCUACAAGGGCACGGGCACGAAAAUGGCGCUGAAGUUUGUGAACAAGAACAAGACCAAGCUGAAGAACUUCCUGCGGGAGGUGAGCAUCACCAGCAGCCUCUCCUCCAGCCCCUUCAUCAUCAAGGUCUUUGACGUGGUUUUUGAGACCGAGGACUGCUACGUCUUCGCCCAAGAGUACGCACCUGCCGGGGACCUGUUCGACAUCAUUCCUCCUCAGGUGGGACUCCCCGAGGACACGGUGAAGCGCUGCGUGCAGCAGCUGGGGCUGGCGCUGGACUUCAUGCACGGGCGGCAGCUGGUGCACCGCGACAUCAAGCCCGAGAACGUGCUGCUGUUCGACCGCGAGUGCCGCCGCGUGAAGCUGGCCGACUUCGGCAUGACGCGCCGCGUGGGCUGCCGCGUGAAGCGGGUCAGCGGCACCAUCCCGUACACGGCGCCCGAGGUGUGCCAGGCGGGCCGCGCCGACGGCUUCGCGGUGGACACGGGCGUGGACGUGUGGGCCUUCGGCGUCCUCAUCUUCUGCGUGCUCACCGGCAACUUCCCGUGGGAGGCGGCGUCGGGCGCGGACGCCUUCUUCGAGGAGUUCGUGCGCUGGCAGCGGGGCCGCCUGCCCGGGCUGCCGUCGCAGUGGCGCCGCUUCACCGAGCCCGCGCUGCGCAUGUUCCAGCGCCUGCUGGCCCUGGAGCCCGAGCGCCGCGGGCCGGCCAAGGAGGUCUUCCGCUUCCUCAAGCACGAGCUCACGUCCGAGCUGCGGCGCCGGCCCUCGCACCGCGCGCGCAAGCCCGCCGGGGACCGGCCGCCCGCCGCCGGGCCGCUGCGCCUCGAGGCGCCCGGGCCGCUCAAGCGGACGGUGCUGACCGAGAGCGGCAGCGGCUCCCGGCCCGCGCCCCCCGCCGUCGGGCCCGCGCCCGCGCCCGUGCCCGUGCCCGUGCCGGUGCCCGUGCCCGUGCCCGAGGCCGGCCUGGCGCCCCCGGGCCCCCCCGGCAGGACCGACGGCCGCCCGGACAAGAGCAAAGGGCAGGUGGUGCUGGCCACGGCCAUCGAGAUCUGCGUCUGAGCCGCCCCCGCCGCCCUCGGGCCGGGGCGCCGCGCUCGCACCAGGCCGGGCCGCCGGGAGCCGCCCCGGGCCCGCGCCAAAACGGGGGGCUUGGCGGCGGCCGCGGCAAAUCCGCCCAGCCCCCGCGGCGGCAGGAGGGAGUAGCGGUAGGCUAGGCGGGACGGCGGGCCCAGGCGCCGGGUCCGCGGCGGGCCGCCGAGAUAGCCACCGAAAGACCUCUCGCCCCGCCUGUGGGGCAGGGACUUGGCCCACAGGAGCCGAGCCCCACAGACCCGAGGAUUCAGAGGCGCCCCCUCCCCCGUCCCCC